Molecule: messenger RNA, 690 nt
Organism: Plasmopara halstedii
Lineage: Eukaryota; Oomycota; Peronosporomycetes; Peronosporales; Peronosporaceae
Exons: 3
Coding region: 1-690 (229 amino acids)
Source: RefSeq, a predicted model, not a curated record
AUGACCCUUUGCCCCAUGUAUCAGCCUCACGGAUACGGCUACUGGCGUUUCCCGAUGAACCCCCUACAUCACUUCAAUGUUGUGGAUGUCCUUCUUGGCGAAGGCCAGCAAGUUCUCAGAAACUCAAUGCUGCAUCAAAACCCGGCAAAGUUUGGGAACAGCGAAAAAAAAAAGUCCAUGAGGAGACAGAUCCAAGCAGUACAACGUAAGCUACGAAACUAUAAUGACGCUGCAACAAGAUACCGCAUCGAACGAAAGGCAAUCCUUCUAAAAGCCUUUCAUGCUGGUAUGAAUACGUACCGCGGCUGUAUGUCCCAGGCUCGUUGCUAUAUUCAAGACUCGGCUUUUGACUUCCAAGCUAGAAAUCUUCCAGGAUUUUUUUUCGUAAUACUGGCGGUCGUACCGGACCACCACCCUGAAAGUCAACGAGAGCUGCUGGACACGAUUGGCAAGCGUCUUACAAAAGAAGAUCAAGCUUUGCAAAAAGCCACGAUUUCUGGAGCUAAACUAACCGACGCGCUCAAUCACAUGAAAGCCGACUCUGCGCCCGGAAUGCUUUUAACAUUCAGUUGUCCCGCGGUGAACUCCUCUCUUCCUAGCGCAAGUCAGCUGCGUGCAUAUUACACAAGAAAGGCUCCAGAGAUGACGCUAGUAUUUUUCGACCAAUCGCACUUAUUGCUGUCGAUGUAA